This is a messenger RNA of Solanum stenotomum, 406 nucleotides long. RefSeq names its product probable WRKY transcription factor 45. Gene Ontology annotation, molecular function: DNA-binding transcription factor activity; sequence-specific DNA binding. The transcript is spliced from 2 exons. The record is from RefSeq and is a predicted model, not a curated record. Bases 7 to 402 code for a protein of 131 amino acids. NCBI's taxonomy places the organism in Eukaryota, Viridiplantae, Streptophyta, Magnoliopsida, Solanales, Solanaceae. Gene Ontology annotation, biological process: regulation of DNA-templated transcription.
AACUCUAUGAAUGGGGGAUUAAAGACGACGUCCCGUGAUGAGAUGAUGGGAGUAGUGCAAAAUCAUAAUUUAUCGGUUAAGAAUAAGAAAAUGAAGAAGCCCAGAUUUGCUUUUCAAACUAAAAGUCAGGUUGAUAUACUUGAUGAUGGUUAUCGAUGGAGAAAAUAUGGACAAAAGGCUGUCAAGAACAACAAUUACCCAAGAAGCUACUACAGAUGUACUCAUGAAGGAUGCAAUGUGAAGAAACAAGUACAGCGCCUUUCCAAAGAUGAAACAGUUGUAGUGACUACUUAUGAAGGCAUGCACACUCAUCCUAUUGACAAGCCCAAUGAUAAUUUUGAACAAAUCCUUCAUCAGAUGCAUAUUUUGCCUAAUCCUCCCAAUCACAUACCCUUUAAUUAAUGCU